UGUGUGUGUGUGUUUGUGUGAAUAUGUAAAGUAUGUGUGUAUGUAGAUAUAUGUAUAUAUAUACAUAUAUAAAUAAUGAUAGAAAAUGUGUAAAAGAUGACAUUUGCACACAAAUGUAUUACAAGGCAAUGAUCCCCCACAGCACAAAUGAUUACAUUAAGUGCUGUUUUCGUGUUUGUUGCAUGUUAAAGGUGCAGUAUGUACAUUUGGGGAAGACAUUUAAUCGGAAGAGAGAUUUUUUUUUUUACGUCUCAACUGAAACCAAACGAACAAACUCUCUUUGUUUUUCAUGAAUUAAUAAACUCAAUAAUCAUAAACCUGACCAUAAAGGACAUCUCAGUUUCAAACAGUUUUACUUUGUUCAAAUGUGGAGGACCCUGCCACCUUUCUAGUUUCAAACAGUGUUGUGGAGACCUUAUUUUCCUCAGAGAACAGCUUGUUUAUUCAGUUAUGGGAAAAAAUAUAUUUCUGUGAUUGUAUCAUUACUUCAUUAAUAAUGUAAAUAUUAAAAAAAAAAACUUUACAUUUUUCUCCAAAUCGACAUAGUGCCCCUUUAGACUGCAUUCACUCUGAAAUAAAUGACUCUCUGCAUCAACUUUUCCUUUCGAAGACCAUCUGGCCACACCAUGCAAAUAUACCUAAUAUGCACCUGCAGCAGGUGCAUGCAAAUCAAAGUGUCUCUCAUUGGAGAAAUCAUUACCUACUGACUGAUGAAGCUCCCUCCCAAGCUCAGGUCACUCUUUGUCAGCGUAUGUAGUUUUGUCCAACCUGGCGGUGAGAGGUAUCUUCCUCAUCACACACCUGAGUGUUUGGAGGCGCAUGCUCUGCGUGCAUGGUCACCUGGGACCUGUUGCUUGGCUGCGUCUGUUGCUGUGUUGUGAGGUCGCCUGCUUUUAGACCUAAAGGAUGCUUCUCUUUAUCCUCCAUCGCUAUGGACAUAAAUGAUGCGCCACAGACCUGCCACAUUAUGACAAGACUGUAACCUGAAGCCGGAUGAAAACAAUAAACCAAGAAGAGGGGACCAUAAGUCACUGUGUCUUUUUUCUCAGUCGGCUGAACAAACAAACACACCUGUAAGUACUUUAAUACUGUUUCUUUACUGCUCUAAUAGUUUUACCAAUGAGUCUCAGUGUUCCACAGCAGAUUAUUACAAGUUUAUGUAAAGGAUAUAGAGAAACGGUGUUGGUGACUUCAGGCUUUUAUUAUCAGAGUAGUUAAAUAAAGUAGACAAUAAACAGAACAAUGACAAGACAAAUAACUGAUAAAGACGGUAUGAAGCAAUAAUCAUCACACUAUUUGAAGCCAAGGGCAAAAUACAAUAGCAGUGUUUACCCAACAUUUACGAGCUAAGAAAAGAGGGAGUGCAUGCUCUUUGUUACAUAUUAAAUAUUACAUGUUCCACACUGUGUCUACAGGGGCUGUGUGCCUCCUGACAGGUAGGUACUGGAUGAUGCUGUGUGUGUGUAGACAAGAACAGAUAAUAGGCCUCACCGGACCAUCGCCAAGGAGACAGAAACUCCAGAGGGUCGCCUGCAGCGCAGCUCUAAAAAAGAAUCUCUGAGGUUUGCGUCUGAUUUGUACACGACAGGCAAUGGGCAGAUGCUGCAGAUGCUGCAAGUGCAAUGGGAGACUGCUGUGCAUGUGCCUGCUGCCUUUCAUGAUGACCGGCCACCUCCUGGUUUACAUCAUGGUGUCCAUAUUUGUCACCAUCUCCUACACUCCCCCCAAAAUAAACGUCCACUAUAUAGCCCCGGGGAAUUCCGGCAACACCUCCGCAUUGGCCUCUCACCCACUUGGCCCUUUCUGGAACCUCCGUCUGGAAGACGGCGCCCUAUGGAACCAGUUGCAGCAUGCUUGGGACCGUCAGCACAAUCCAAUACUGCGAGGAAACACGACUGGGAUAGUGAGGAAGCCCAAAGCUAAGAUUAUAACCGAAAUUGAAGAUGAGUGUGUCUCUGACUGCGUGUCACACAAGUGUUCGGUCCCUCAUGUGCAUGACUUAGACAGUUUGCCGGAACAAAUGAAGGCAUUUAUCCGGUCAAUGCACUGCAGGGAUUAUCCUCUCCUCAUCAAUCAGCCUCGCACUUGUAUGAAGAACAAUAGUGACUUUGGUCUGGAUUCUCCCAUUCUGCUCAUGGCCAUCAAAUCUCAAGUGGGGAACUUUGAGAACAGGCAGGCUAUCCGUGAAACGUGGGGACGCAGCGGGCUGGUGAGGGGGGAAUCCAAUAAGACAGGCGGAUUGGUGCGCACAGUGUUUCUGCUUGGGCGACAGGACUCAAGCACAGGUCCUCACCCAGACCUCAAAAACCUCCUGGAGCUUGAGAAUCAGAAAUACGGGGAUAUCCUGCAGUGGGAUUUCAGAGACACUUUCUUUAACUUGACCCUAAAGGACCUGGUGUUCUGGCGCUGGCUCCAGCAGUACUGCCCCACUGCCAUGUUUGUGUUCAAAGGGGACGAUGAUGUCUUCGUGCGAACAGGGGUCCUUCUGGAUUACCUGCACCAGCAGUGGGAGGAGCACAACCUGUGGAGAGCAUCUACAAACAACACUGACAUGGAUUUGAAUCUGUUUGUGGGGGAUGUAAUCAACAACGCAAUGCCAAACCGUGAGCCAUCCACUAAAUACUACAUCCCAGAAAGUUUCUACAAAGGCGUGUACCCACCCUAUGCUGGUGGAGGAGGGGUGGUGUAUUCUAGCUCCCUUGCAUUUCGACUGAAAGAGGUGUCUGAGAGGGUGCGCCUCUUCCCGAUAGAUGACGUGUACCUGGGCAUGUGCCUGCACAGACUCGGCCUCUCACCCAGCCACCACCCUGGCUUUUUAACAUUUGAUCUCGCGGAAACAGACAAGGGAAAUCCCUGCGCAUACAAGUCCAUCCUGCUCGUGCACAGACGGAGUCCCAAAGAGAUGCUAACGCUGUGGAAGCAGCUCCAGGAACUGCGGUGCUGAGGCUCAUUUGUCUACCAAAUAGGGUUCUCUGAGCACCGCAUUUGGAAAAUAGGUGUGUGUUUGUGACUGCAUCUUUAUGUCACACAGGCAGAAGGCAGUGACAGUCACAUGUGCUGUGCUGUACCUUUCCCCCAAAGAGUUAUGCAACGCUGAGGAGGAGACUGAUCUACCUCAAAGGGUACUUUGAUGAUGAGGGGACUACACAGUGAGGGCACAUGGUACUUUAAAAAAAAAAGAAAAAA
Messenger RNA from Acanthopagrus latus (yellowfin seabream), 3186 nucleotides. RefSeq names its product N-acetyllactosaminide beta-1,3-N-acetylglucosaminyltransferase 2. Gene Ontology annotation, cellular component: membrane. The transcript is spliced from 2 exons. Gene Ontology annotation, molecular function: hexosyltransferase activity. The coding region runs from base 1592 to 2944 and encodes 450 amino acids. The record is from RefSeq and is a predicted model, not a curated record. Lineage: Eukaryota; Metazoa; Chordata; Actinopteri; Spariformes; Sparidae.